Messenger RNA from Salvia miltiorrhiza (redroot sage), 1718 nucleotides. Its product is annotated as ultraviolet-B receptor UVR8-like. NCBI's taxonomy places the organism in Eukaryota, Viridiplantae, Streptophyta, Magnoliopsida, Lamiales, Lamiaceae. The record is from RefSeq and is a predicted model, not a curated record. Bases 299 to 1474 code for a protein of 391 amino acids. The transcript has 12 exons.
GAAAUCGGAUAAGUUGAAAUUGAAAUAUUUUUGAGUAGAUAAUAUAUAAUGUUUCACAUUUCGAGAGUUUUAGCAAUAGCAAUAGCAAUAGCAAUAGCAAUAGCAGCUAAACAAAAACCCAGAAUACAGACAUCGCUCACUUGUUUGUCCCUACAAAACAAUUCUCCAACAUUUCCAUUAACAUCUUCCCAUUAUUUUAUGCAAAAAAAGCUGGAAACUUUCCAAUCAGAUUCGCACUAACUUUCUCAAUCUAUACCGGCAUUACAACUCCGCACUCGCAGCAGCAUCGAUUCUCUUAAUGGCCUCCAAAACCGCCGUCGUUGCAUGGGGUUCCGGGGAAGACGGCCAGUUAGGAAUCGGAAACAAUGAAGAGAAAGAAUGGGUCUGCACCAUCGACGCCCUUAGCUCCGAAAAAAUUUGCUCCGUUGUCGCCGGCAGCCGCAAUUCCCUCGCUAUAUGUGAAGACGGCAAGUUGUUUACUUGGGGUUGGAAUCAAAGAGGGACCUUGGGGCACCCGCCGGAAACCAAAACUGAGAAUGUUCCUAGUCAAGUUAAGGCUCUUGCAAACGUCAAAAUAGUUCAGGCUGCUAUUGGUGGUUGGCAUUGCUUGGCUGUUGAUGAUCAAGGCCGAGCCUAUGCGUGGGGCGGUAAUGAGUACGGGCAGUGUGGUGAAGAACCUGAGCGUAAAGAUGAUACAGGCAGACCGGUUAGAAGAGAUAUUGUGAUUCCACAGAGAUGUGUGCCAAAACUUUCAGUUCGUCAGGUCGCAGCUGGUGGGACGCAUUCAGUAGUUCUAACACGGGAAGGACACGUUUGGACGUGGGGUCAACCAUGGCCUCCCGGUGAUAUAAAACAAAUUUCCACUCCAGUCCGAGUGCAAGGCCUUGACAGUGUGAGAGUUAUUGCAGUUGGAGCAUUUCAUAACUUAGCCCUUCUUGAUGAUGGAACUGUAAUGGCAUGGGGCAAUAAUGAGUAUGGCCAGCUUGGAAUCGGUGAUACACAGCCGAGAUCACAACCAGUUGCCGUCCAAGGACUAUCUGAUCUUAAUUUGGUUGAUAUUGCUGCAGGAGGAUGGCAUUCUACUGCAUUGACCGAUGAUGGAGAGGUGUACGGCUGGGGUAGAGGGGAGCAUGGGAGACUGGGUUUUGGAGAUGACAAGAGCAGCAAAAUGGUUCCUCAAAGGGUUCAACUUCAAGUAGCCGACGAAACAGUGCAGGUGUCUUGUGGAGGUACGCAUUCUGUCGCGUUAACACAGGAUGGUCGCAUGUACUCGUUCGGACGAGGAGACCACGGUCGUUUAGGUUAUGGAAGGAAAGCAACGACCGGGCAUCCGGCAGAAGUGCCUAUAAACAUCCCUCCUCCCAAGGAUGUGACUGCAGAAGGCCGUUGGUGUGCGACCCUCGUUGCUUGUGGUGGCCGCCACACGCUGGCUCUCGUAGAAUGGCGUGAUCAUGAACCUGAGGAGCUGCUCUGAAGGAAGCUUUUUAUUACUAUGAUCGAUCCGGACGCUUGGUAUUCACACACUCAAAAGGGGACGGGGAAAACGAGGCAAGGCGUAGCCGGAAACAAGAUCUGGGCGUUAGAAUCUGCUGGUAAACGUUUCAGCAUGCAGAAGCAGCAAGUAGAGUAGUUGAGUCACUCCUGAUAUAGUGAUGAAUGCUUCUAGUGUUUGCUGUCAAAUUAUAUAUGUAUGUUCAUCAAGAUUAUGAGAUUGAAAA